GUCACACUGUUCAAUCGUCACCUGUCAGCGAGACACUCAACCACGGGUCAUCAAAAAUGGAGUCUCUAGCUCAAGUAUUCGCAUUUGGUGAGUCUUGUUUUGAAACAUGUUCAUGGUUUCAGUGGCGCCAAUGGCGUCUAUCCGAGCCGCCCCCCCCCCCAAUUGUGUAGACGUCCCUGUGUAAUUCAACACAUAAGAAACUGCUUUUUCUUCGUUCUUUCUUUCCUGUUUUAUAGUGGUUCGUAUAAAAAAUCGAAAUACUGUGCAGUAGGAUUUGCUCCAUUUGACAAACAUGUCAUAGCCCAUACCAGGGAUUUCACAUUUCUUAAUCAGUAUGUCUCACUAUUUCUGAGUUUAAAAAAAAAAUAAAUUAGAGGAAAAUAUUUGUUAGGUGCUUUUGUAGAAGUUCUUGCGAAUUGUAGGUUUAUAAAAUGAUUCUAUUUAGAACACUAAACUCGUUCGUGAAACGAGACCUCAGUGCAUUACGCUCUUAAAUGCUAAACCAUAUGAAUGAGUAUUAAUGGAUUUAAAUUAUAUAGGGAAAACAUUUCACUGACAACAAAAGUGGGGUUGGGGGUAGGGGGCAAUCAAAACGGAAAAGCUCCCCCCCCUCCUACCCAGGAAUCACGACCAACGGCAAGGCAGCAGCGAAGCCUUACCCACAGUUAACCAGGUCCCCACCUUUAACCAAAAGUGAAUAUGCAAAAAUGGUGUAGCUGGGGUGGCUCCUUCAAUUUUACGCCAUUUUUCUUCAGGGGGGCAGUAACAUCUUCGUCUCUUUUUUUUUUCCUUCAUCAGCCAUGUUUGUUGUGGUCAUUACGGGUCAGUCCACUCCCACGUCAACAAGUACACCAGAUGAGGUGAGUAGUGGUGGGUAGAAAUGUGUGCAAGGCUUUUCCCGUUGUUGCCAUAUGAUAGUAGGUCUUGUUACUUGUCACACAUAUGUACUGCCAGGCUACCAAAGUGCCUAUUUCACUAUUCUUAUUAUAUCUGCACCAUUAAACGAUUCCAAUCUUAAAGAGGUGUGUAUGGGUGGGUGGGUGGGGGGGGGGGUCAAUUCCUGCAGGAAAGUGAGGCAUCGUCGUUCCUGUUCUCUCCCCCCCCCCCACUCACCAGGCUCGUCAUUACCGUUAACACCCCAGAAGGACGGGGCUGGGGGCUGAGCGAGCCACCUGUCAGGAACAUCAGAGAAGAUCACCACACACCGUGGUUAUUUUAUUAGUACGCAAAACCAGUUUCCUAAUAUUUUUGUGUGCUGCAUGUGUUCUGUUAAUCGUUGCAUACAUGUAAUGCGCAAAGCGCCACUUUAAAGCGAGUAUUCCACUCUGUUUUGCUAAGAAAUAAAGACGCCGCCCUUUUCGGGGGAGGGGGGGGUCGUUGGAAAUAUUAGGUAAGGUUCCACGCGUUUUUUUUAAAAUAUUUUUUUUUAUUUUUGCACUGUAACCCCCCCCCCCACACACACACAUUUUAAAACUUUUUGGGGGAGGGGGGGGGCGUUGGAAAUAUUAGUGUAGGUUCCCCCCUUUUUUUUUAAAAUAUUUUUUUUUUUUUUUGCACUUUCACCCCCCCCCCCCCCACACACACACAUUUUAAACCUUUCAAAACUAUAAGACCGCAUUCAGAAUUCUGUAAAUAAAUGGCAGUCACAUCAUUAACCAACGCCGGAUACAUAAAAAAAUGGCUUUCAUAUAAAUUAUAGCGGCGCUGGAUAAAUAAUAAAAAGGCCGUCACAUAAUUUGACGCUGGAUUGAAGAGAUCCAUGGGGGUUAACUGUUCCGUUCAACAUCGGAUGAUCAGCUUAACAGCUUAACAGCUUAGUUCCUUCAACACAACGAAAUGACGUGUCUUUAACCUGAUUGUUAACUAAUGCAACUCAAAAAAAAUUAAAAAAAAAUAAAUAAAAAUAAUAAAGUCAAUAAAUGGAACAUAAAAUUUUUAGAAAUAUGUUAUUCUUUUUAUACCAGUGGUUCUUGGAGGUCGAACGACCCUUACACAGGGGCUGGCCUAAGGGCCAUCGGAAAACACAUAUUUAUGACGUAGCAACGAAAAUAACUUUAUGGUCGGGGUCACCACAAUGAGAGGAACUGCAUUAAAGGGUCGCAGCAUUAGGGAACUUUAUGGUCGGGGUCACCACAAUGAGAGGAACUGAAUUAAAGGGUCGCAGCAUUAGGGAGGCUCAGAGCCACUGUUUUAUACAAUGACAUUGGCCACAAUAAAAUCACAGAUAUGUUUAUUGAAAGUCAUGUGCUUGGAUUUCACUUGAUAGUUGCGUAAUUGGGUCAUACGGCUCAUGUCAUCUCUUCACGAUUUAUCUGAUUAAAAAAAAAAAAAAAGCUUUAAAGCCAGUAAAUCCAGUUUUAAACAUGACUGAUGAGUGGAACAAUGUGUGGAACAAUGACUGAGGAGUGGAACAAUGUGAGAACAAUGACUGAUGAGUGGAAACUAAGAAGAAAUUAAAGGGAUUUCUCUGUCUGAGCUUAAUAUUUUUUAUGAAUUGUUUUCCAGAACUUUAAUUUUUUUAUCACUAUUUUUUUUUGUUUCAUGUUUUUGUUUUGUUUACUGGUGCCAUCAAGAUGAGAUUUCCCCCAAUUAUUAAAUCUGGAAAUUUAGUAUCAAUCAUAUUAUCUCUUCAAAGUUAAGUAGCUUUUUUUAAAAACAUUGAUGGCUGUUAAGUUAAAAAAAAAAAUUAUAUAAUUGAUAUUUUGUUGAAAGACUGUCAUGUUAAUCUUUCAUGUUAACCUGCCAUGUUAACCCCUGUGCUCGAAAUUAGCAGCGGUCGUUGCAAUAAGACUAUCUUAUUUUUUAUUAUCCUUACAUUCGAGGACUACAAUAAGUCAUUGGGGGUUACAGAUGUAGAUGAUAUAUUUUAAAAUAAAAACAUUGACGCUACAAGUAAAUAUAAGAAAGCAAAGAUUUAAGCAAAAAUGAGAAGCCAGUUUUAGAUGUAAAAUCUUGUCUACACACGGCAGUAACGUUUAACGAACUUUAUUUAACGGAAGCGGAAGCGAUACCGCCAUCUCCAAGAUGUGAUAAACCAAGUAUUCACGUAAUUUGAUGGAUUUAAAAGCCCCCCCCCCCCCACCUUUUGCAGCCUACUAAGUAGCUUUCCUAUGUCUACACACGGCAGUAACGUUUAUCGAUCUUUAUUUAACGGAAGCGGAAGCUAUUCCGCCAUCUCCAAGAUGUGAUAAACCAAGUAUUCACCUAAUUUGAUGGAAUUAAAAGCCCCCCCCCCCCCACCUUUUGCAGCCUACUAAGUAGCUUUCCUUUUAAGGAAUAGAUACAAUCAUUGGUAUCUCAUUUCCAAAACCAAAACAACACAUACGCCAACCUCACGGAGCAGUGGCGUUGCAAGGGUUAAUGCCGUCCACGUCCACAAAAAAAAAAAAGGCUAAAGUAGACCGAAAAUAUCACCGCUUACGUUUAAAAAGUCCCUCCCGGGGGAGCCCACCCCCCUGCGCAUCCACCCCCAGCCACUGAUAUGGAGUCAAUAGAAAAUUGGUAAAAAAAACAACAAAACAAACUAAAGCAAGUGAUGUUUCAAAUGAACAAGUCCUUCCACAGUGUAAACGCCACUGCGCAUGUCCCUUCAAAAAUCGACAGAGCUUUGAGAGAUUUCAACACAAUACACUAAUCACAUCAACCGCCAAAUGUGGAACCUAUAAAUAGAAUGAUCUCAUAUCUUUUAGGAGAAACCGCUGUCGUGCCAAAGGUCAGAGGGCAUCAUGGCCAACUGGCAGGAUGACACCUGCAGGAGUUACUUCAUCUGCGACAACUUUAAUCUGACCGUUGUCACAUGUGAGGAGGAAGAGGUUUUCAGCAUCAUGGAGAACGCAUGCGUCAACAAGUAAGCACUAGCGGUUGUUCACGUUGCCGGAUAAGAACGAAUAAGAGCACAGUCGAACAAGAAACGAAACAGUGUUAAAGUAAUUUUAAAAUAUAGACGUGAUUGGAAAAAAAAAAUAAAAAAUUUCCAGCCUACUGCGUGGCAUCGGUGGAUAUUAUGAUUCCAGGGCCACUUCUAUGUCUUGAGAGUUUAAAAUUAAAAUUAACAAUUGACAUGUUCAAAAAGAAGAUAGCAUAUUUUGGUUUAAUUAUAAUUAAAAAUUAUAAAAAUUAUAAUUAAAAAAUUAUAAUUGUGGUUGCAGGAACGAUUAUAAUGUUCGUGAGGCAUUCUUUAAAAAAAAAAAAUCAAACGAAUUGAAUUAUUUAUAGAUUUCUUUGAGUUGCUUCAUUUAGUUACGCCUGGAUAUGAGAUGCUUUAUUUUGUUCAAUUAAUCAUUUAAAAUUUAAAAAAAAACGAUUUAACUAUACUGGUUACAACUCACGACUAACCACGGUAAAUGUACCCCCCCAAACCCCCCAAACACACUUUUUUCCCCAUUAAUGCACCGCUAAAAAUGUACAAACUGUCUGCUUAUUAUAAAGUUAUUGUCAAACUUAACAAUAACUAUUGGUAAUGGUAAUGUUUAAUAUUAUAUAAAUAAACUUAAAAGCUCCCAAAAAUAAACGUUGAAUUUGGGUAAUAAAAAAAGGGUUAAAUAAUGUUCGUAACGAGAGUCCUAGAGGUCUUCCCAGCAUACCAUUGGUCAGUUUCUAGAAGUCUUCCUAGCAUACCAUUGGUCAAUUCAUAGAAGUCUUUUGCCAGCAUACCAUUGGUCAGUUUCUAGAAGUCUACACAGUACUCCAUUGAUCAAUUCCUAGAAGACUUUUUCCAGCAUACCAUUGGUCAGUUUCUAGAAGUCUACACAGUACUCCAUUGAUCAAUUCCUAGAAGUCUUUUCCCAGCAUACCAUUGAUCAAUUCCCAGAAGACUUCCCAGUACUCCAUUGAUCAAUUCCUAGAUCCAUCAAAACUAAAUAAACAACUCCAACGUUUAAUCCACCCUUGACAGUGUCCAAUGACAAAACCCUUUUUAAACCUAAAGCCCCAAGAUACCCCCCCCCCUUUUUUUUUCCUCCCAACUGAUUCUAAGUCGUCCAGGGAGAAGCAACGCACUCAUUAGAAAGAACGAAUUUUAACACCAAUGGUCAAUAGAGAUAACCCAUGGGUAGCCUCAGCCGUAAUCUGAACUUAAGGAUUUGAGGUAAUGCUCUCCCCUUACCCGGCAGGGGGUGGUUGCGGGGGUGUAUACUUUGUUCGGUUCUCAGGUCGACAUCAUUAGCUCCCGAAGAUCCAAAAAAAAAAAAAAAAAAAAAAAAUUAAAACAUUAAAUCUAAUGAUGGAUAGUGUUAAAAACCAAACAUUUUUUUCUUUCCAUAACUCUCCCUAGGUCAACUGUUGCGUGCGAUGAACAAAACCGAGCAGUGGGUUUGACAGUCGAGGCCUCCGCCAUCUUGAGGGAGACCUCUAACCCCGGCUACGUCUUACCCGACCCCGAACUGGACGACAGGCCCAGGACGAGAGUGGCCGCCAUGCUGCACACACUCCACGCACCCCAGUCCGGGAGAUCCAAGCGUCAGGCUCUACAGACCAUGGGUAUCCCGACACCCGGGGCCGCCAUUGGUAAAUAUCACGUGAUCGUCAAUGUUGUUUAUAAACAAAACAAACUUAAAGGCUUUUCUUGCAGAUCCCAGCUGCCUGCCUUUGACGCUUUUUGGGCGGUUAAAUGUGACUAAGAGACAGUGGCGUAACUAGGGUUGGUGCCACCGGGGCCGAUCAAACUUUUUGACGCCCACUUCCACGAAAUUAACUGCACUUUCCCUAAGAUGCCACCCCACAAUAUAAAGAAAAACGUGCCGCCCGGGCGGACCCCCCCCCNGGUUGGUGCCACCGGGGCCGAUCAAACUUUUUGACGCCCACUUCCACGAAAUUAACUGCACUUUCCCUAAGAAGCCACCCCACAAUAUAAAGAAAAACGUGCCGCCCGGGCGGACCCCCCCCCCCGCGCCCUCCAACGAAACUUUUCAGUGAAUGACUCUAGCGGAACUUCCUAUUGGGUUGUAGACAAUAUACUUUGGCUUUGCUCAUCCUUUCCCAACGUGGAGGCUUGUGCUGUCGCCCAUAGGGAGGAGAUGAGUAUUACCUCCUGCCACUUUGUUGCCAAGAUCAGGGGCGAAACGGCUGUCGAGGAAGAGAUCCUGUAUACAUAGAGUUUAUAGUCAAUUUCUUUGGUGGGAUUCACCCAAUAAAAGCUGCAUAUCUAUGAAUGGCAACUCUAAACAUGAUCCAUCUAGCGUGCAGUGGCCGGACACACCCAAGCCCAUCUAGCGUGCUGUGGCCGGACACACCCAAGCCCAUCUAGCGUGCAGUGCCGGACACACCUAAGCCCAUCUAGCGUGCAGUGCCGGACACACCCAAGCCCAUCUAGCGUGCAGUGCUGGACACACCUAAGCCCAUCUAGCGUGCAGUGCCGGACACACCUAAGCCCAUCUAGCGUGCAGUGCCGGACACACCCAAGCCCAUCUAGCGUGCAGUGCCGGACACACCUAAGCCCAUCUAGCGUGCAGUGCCGGACACACCUAAGCCCAUCUAGCGUGCAGUGGCCGGACACACCCAAGCCCAUCUACCGUGCACUGCCGGACACACCUAAGCCCAUCUAGCGUGCAGUGCCGGACACACCCAAGCCCAUCUAGCGUGCAGUGGCCGGACACAUCCAAGCCCAUUUAGCGUGCAGUGGCGGACACACCCAAGCCCAUCUAGCGUGCAGUGGCCGGACACACCUAAACCCAUCUAGCGUGCAGUGACCGGACACACCCAAGCCCAUCUAGCGUGCAUUGGCCGGACACACCUAAGCCCAUCUAGCGUGAAGUGCCGGAAACACCCAAGCCCAUCUAGCUUGCAGUGGCGGACACACCUAAGCCCGCCUAGCGUGCAGUGCCGGACACACCUAAGCCCAUCUAGCGUGCAGUGGCGGACACACCCAAGCCCAUCUAGCGUGCAGUGGCCGGACACAUCCAAGCCCAUUUAGCGUGCAGUGGCGGACACACCCAAGCCCAUCUAGCGUGCAGUGGCCGGACACACCUAAACCCAUCUAGCGUGCAGUGACCGGACACACCCAAGCCCAUCUAGCGUGCAUUGGCCGGACACACCUAAGCCCAUCUAGCGUGAAGUGCCGGAAACACCCAAGCCCAUCUCGCGUGCAGUGGCGGACACACCUAAGCCCGCCUAGCGUGCAGUGGCGGACACACCCAAGCCCAUCUAGCGUGCAGUGGCGGACACACCCAAGCCCAUCUAGCGUGCAGUGGCCGGAUACACCCAAGCCCAUCUAGCGUGCAGUGCCGGACACACCUAAGCCAAUGCGGCAGUACACGGGGACGAUAGACUUAGAAUAAAAAAUUUUAAGACGAAAAUGACACGAAUAAACAAGAAAUGGAGAGAUUGAACACGACAUAAUUGAAUCAACAUAAAUAAUAUAAAAUCUGCCAAGGAUCCAGGGUUCAAUAAUCUUAGGAGGAUGCCUAGGAUGUAUGCAGCAGCUGCCUGCCUCACCCCCUUUUCUUUUCCCGCACGCACACACACACACACGCACACACAUACACAAACACACACACACAUGUGUUAUCACAUACAUCAAAGCGGAUCCUAACCAAAAAGAAAACUAACACGCUAUGAUCAGACGGGCAGGGUCGUCCUAGCGCACAACUAUUAUAACAGUUGUUGGCGAAAACGAGUGUACAAAGCAUAAAAGCUGUUGUAGAAAAAAAUAUGUGGACAAAUAGAGGACCACGCCACCGGAAAAAGCCGAAACAAUUAGCAGGAUAAAAUGUUUGUUACUUCAGAUCUUUAGAUAGCCGUUUGAGUAUUUUGAAGUAAAGUUCAUCACUUCCUGACGUAUUUUAUUUUAAUGUCAUGAUUAUGUUUCUUUUGAAUUUUUUUUUAUGAACAGCGCGGUGAGUCCAGCCCUAGGCUGGGGUACCGCGCUAUAUAAGACAUCUUAUUAUAAUUAUUAUUAUAUACUUUACGUCACCUUUGUUUUGAUUUAAUUAUUGUUAUUAUUAUUAUUAUUAUUAUUAUUUUUAUUAUUUUUAAAAUUUUCUUUUGUGUUACACCUGUUCACGUGAUAGCUCUCUUCGUAUUUCAGAAACAAUCAACGUCACCCUACCGGAGCGCGUCUGCGAGCGCAUCGACUCCGAGACCGCCGUAAUUGAGGCCCUGAUGAACGCCCUGCUCCUGUCCGAGGCCGGCUGCAAGGACCUGACCUGCGGCCUCCCGCUGUUCCACCUCUACUGCGACGGCGAGGACGACUUCGUGGAGGACGCCCCCAGGAACGCCACGUCCGCAGCAUCCACGAACAUCGACGGCGCCAUCCCCGCUUCCGCCGCCGCCAGCAGCACGAACGUCGGCAACUCCACACUCUACGGGCCCGCCCACGUCUUCGGGGUUUUUGAGACUUCUGCCAACACCGGAAGUGACGGAGUUUCUGCCGCACAGCCCGCACCGAGGGAGGCUGACGGGACUAAUUAGGUCACCCCAUGGAAAACAUUGAUGCUAUUUAUUACAUUAUUAAUUUUUUGAUUUAUCCUGAGUGGAUAUAUUGAUUUCAGCUACAAUUAUAAUGAAUUAUUUUAAGUUACAGGGGCUUCAUCUCACUUUUAAACAGUUUAGACCCAUAAAUAGACGACAUUUAAAUAUAUAUAUAUAUAUAUAUAUAUAUUUAUAUAUACAACUUUAGAUUGACGUUUACAAGCUUGGAAUCCGUAUUUAUUCCUGUUGAAAAUGCCCUAAUAUUGAAAAGCUAAAGAAAUAUCUAUAAAUAACCAGCAAGGCCUCGCGUGACAAAACUAGCUGCGAUUUCGGACGUAGCAUGGGAAGGAACCUUGAACUUGGAAACCCAGCUGCCAUAACUUACACCGCUGUAACCAUCAAAACGCGAGCUUUUUUUUUUUAAAAAAAGUUUCUCUAACAUAAACACCUUCAUUUGACUUACAGAUACUACGUAAAUAGCGUUUAAAAUAAUCAACAGGGAUUUUUUUUUUUGGGUCAUCUCUUGUUAAAGUGUAAAGGAAAAAAGAAAGCUUUGUUCUGUGACUUAUUGUAUGUUCUUAAAAAACCCAAAUUCCAUUGGUGGGUUCAAUGCGUUCAUUACAUGGUUGCUAUGGUAGCGGUGUCACGGGAAGUAAACAUAAAAAUAAAUGGCAAGUAUCGCUAAAAUAAGUUUCUUUAUUUUUUAUUAUUAAAAAAAAUAAAGGAUAUUAGGCGAACGGUCAAUAAAAUAAAGGCUAAAUCUUUUGUGUGUGUGUGUUAGCACUGCUUUUUUUGUUGUUACGUUCCAUGAAUCUGCAAUGUAAAUAGGAAGCAUGGCCUUAUAACGUUUUUAUACAGAGAUUACACGUAGCUGUCAAGUAUUGCCGUGUCCAGCUUGGAUUGUUGUAGUUAAUUUAGUUGUUGUUGUUGCUGAAAUAAAAAAAGUUUAAGUGAAU
Molecule: messenger RNA, 9362 nt
Organism: Lymnaea stagnalis (great pond snail)
Lineage: Eukaryota; Metazoa; Mollusca; Gastropoda; Lymnaeidae
Source: the annotation of a GenBank genome assembly